This is a messenger RNA of Hipposideros armiger (great roundleaf bat), 704 nucleotides long. Its product is annotated as ankyrin repeat domain-containing protein 55. Gene Ontology annotation, cellular component: cytoplasm. The transcript is spliced from 6 exons. The record is from RefSeq and is a predicted model, not a curated record. Gene Ontology annotation, molecular function: protein binding. The annotation marks the transcript as partial. NCBI's taxonomy places the organism in Eukaryota, Metazoa, Chordata, Mammalia, Chiroptera, Hipposideridae.
AGCUGCUGAAGCUCUGUGACCUUGAGUGUUUUCCUGGCCAAGAUCCAAGGCAGGUGGCCCCCCACGAAUACUGAUUUUUAGGGUUUGAGCUCUUUUUGUAUAUUUGUUUAAGGGUGGAGGGUGCACAAUUCUUACACACAGGUAUAGCUGAUGAAUGAGGCCACGAGGAGCAACUAUUUUCCUGGCAGAGACCUGGAUGCUUUUUGCCAUUCUGAUGGUAAAUGAUGAGACAGGCAACCAUGGAUUUCAGCACUCCAUCUGUGUUUGAUCAGCAAAAAGGUGAUUCAUCUGAGGAGGUUGACCUGACCAUGGUGUACCAGGCAGCAUCUAAUGGGGAUGUCAAUGCACUGACCGCAGUGAUUCGGGAAGACCCUUCCAUCCUAGAAUGCUGUGACAGUGAAGGAUGUACACCCUUGAUGCAUGCGGUUUCUGGACGUCAAGUGGACACAGUGAAGUUGCUGUUGAAGAUGGGAGCCAAUAUUAACACCCAGGACGCUUAUGGCCGCACGAGUCUAUGCCUGGCAACCUAUCUGGGUUGGCUGGAAGGCUGUGUGAGUCUGCUCAGAAAUGGUGCCAAACACAAUAUCCCAGAUAAAAAUGGCCGUCUGCCACUGCAUGCUGCCACUGCUGAACCCGAUGUGAGGCUCCUAACAGUCUUGAUGCAACAGUCAAAUCUCAGCGAGAUUAAUCACCAGGACAAUGAG